Drosophila busckii is the source of this 923-nucleotide messenger RNA. RefSeq names its product enoyl-CoA delta isomerase 2, mitochondrial (gene Dci). The record is from RefSeq and is a predicted model, not a curated record. Bases 79 to 861 code for a protein of 260 amino acids. NCBI's taxonomy places the organism in Eukaryota, Metazoa, Arthropoda, Insecta, Diptera, Drosophilidae. The transcript is spliced from 2 exons.
AUUGGACUUCGCUCAUAGUUCAUUCAAGAAGUGCAUAAAAUAUAUUCUAAAUUUCGUUAGGAAAAGACCCAAAAAAAUAUGUUAUAUUCAGGUUACGAGCAGCUGUUAGUUGAGAAACAGCAAAAGGUGCUUAUUAUAAAGUUUAAUAAUGCCAGAAAGAAGAAUUGUUUAAAUCAACCAGCUUACAAAGAAAUAACUCGAGCUUUAGAGUCAGUCAACGAGGAUGCAGAAGUAACAGUGGUUGUGUUUAUCGGCGAAGGUGAAUAUUUCAGCGCUGGUAAUGAUUUGUCCCAACGUGAUAAUGUAACUGACAUUGAUGCCUACCUCAUCGAGGCCAACAGAGUACUCAAGGCUUUGAUAUAUAGUUUUAUUAACUGCCAAAAGCUUAUAAUUGCAUUGGUUAAUGGACCGGCUAUCGGCAUUGGUUGCACUUUGGUCGCACUCAGCGAUGUUGCCUGGUGCUCGGAGCAGGCUUAUUUCCUAACGCCCUUCAGCUCCUUGGGUUUGGUACCUGAGGCUUGUUCCAGCUACUUGUUUCCAAUCAUUUUGGGCAAGUCAAAGGCCAACGAAAUGCUUGUACUAAAUGAAAAACUUACUGCUCAGGAGGCUUAUCAGUUCAGUUUUGUAUCGCGCAUCUUUAAGUCAAGCGAACUCCAUUCUGUUGUCUGGGCUAAGAUACAUCAGUAUUCUGAGCUGCCACCAAAUUCACUGAAGGAGUGCAAACGCCUUAUCCAAUUGCCUCUAAAAGAGCAACUUAAUCGUGCCUGCGAGGUGGAGUGCGAAACGCUGCUGAAGCGAUUUUACGAUGAGGAAUUCAUGCAAGCGAUUGUUAACUUUGCAAUGCGCAAAUCAAAGUUAUAACCUUAUCAUAAUUUGUUGUUUGUCAAUUUUAAAAUAAAUGUAUAUUCUUUUAGUCCAUGAUG